This is a messenger RNA of Carassius auratus (goldfish), 4056 nucleotides long. Its product is annotated as G-protein coupled receptor 4-like. Lineage: Eukaryota; Metazoa; Chordata; Actinopteri; Cypriniformes; Cyprinidae. Gene Ontology annotation, biological process: G protein-coupled receptor signaling pathway; negative regulation of G2/M transition of mitotic cell cycle; G1/S transition of mitotic cell cycle. The transcript has 2 exons. Gene Ontology annotation, cellular component: membrane. Gene Ontology annotation, molecular function: G protein-coupled receptor activity. The coding region runs from base 1248 to 2285 and encodes 345 amino acids. The record is from RefSeq and is a predicted model, not a curated record.
AUGUUGUUUCAGAUCUGCAAAAAAAAAAAAAAAAAUCAUUAUUUCUGCUAAGUUAAAAAUGGUAGGAAAUGGAAAGUAGCAUAUUUGCCCUGACAGUUUUAGGGGAAGGCCACAAGUAUAAAUCAAGAAAUGGCUGUGUAGUUUAGAAAUCAGUCAGUUAGUAGCAUAAACGUAAACCAGCAGAAACAAGAAAUACAACUGUAAUGAAACCCAAGAACAGAAACUGAAAACCACAAAACAGUUUGUACAGCAUUUAAUUAUUUAAUGAUAUGUUUUAGAUAUGAGUCUCAUUCCUUCCCUUUAUAUACUACAUUAUAGUCAAUAAUGUAUGAACAAAUGUUAUAUUUCCUCAUGGAAUGGAACCUUUACAUAAUCAAUUAAUAGAAUAUUGAGUUUAUAUGCCUUUAACCAAAAUUUCCUCAAAAGUCUCAGGCUUUACCAGAAUGUUUCAGACGGAGAAACAGUAGGUGGUUUGGCAUUUUUUCUAGAAGCAUGGUUUGGUCAAAAAAAAAACAAAAAAAAAAAAAAAACCCUUUGAUUAAGUUUUUGAUUCCGCUUUGAUUCUUCUGUUCAAUCAGAUUUUACUGACAGUGGCAUCUUGAAGUGGAACAAUUACAGCAGGCUUAUAAUGCAAAUUAUGAUUUUAUUCCAUUAGAGCCAUUAAGGCGGCCGCAGAGUACAUGUUAUAAAAUGAACCUGUAGUUUUUGUUUUCGUGAACGGGAAGCUGUGGUGGCAUUAAUGUUAGAUGUCUAAGGCAGAUUGUACCAUCAUCGUACGUUUGUCAUCUUCUGUUGUUAACCAUCUGGAAAAAGGAAGUUUGUCAUGUUCUGUUAGAAAAAACCUCAUUGUGGUUCCUUCUAACUCUAUCACAUGCAGCACAGAAAAAAAAAAAAAAAAAACCUAGCCCCACUAACAUUUUCCUGUGGCCAUACAUGUGGGAGGCACAUUUUAUCUCUCUCCAUUCAUCUCCUCUCCAUCCACUCAGCCCUAAGUGCAUCAGCCACACCUGCUCUCAAAGGAUCACUGUUGAUCAUCUCCGGCCAGGAGGAAUUAUUACAGCGCUUGACACCUCUUCACGAUUGAGAAACUCCGCUGGGUCACUUUCCUCAGAGGUCGCACGAGACUGGAGUUGGACGCUUCUGGGACUCAGGUUAUAAAGUUACACUGCUGGGGAUUGGCUGGACACCCGUCUCUGCUCGGAGCUGGUGGAGAACAUUUUAGAAUCGGUCGUGUUGAUUUCCAGAUUAUGAUGAACGCAACAUCCAACACAAGCAACUCAUCAUGUGUGAUCAUGACCCAGCCAGCAGGUCACCUGCUGAUGUCCAUCUACAUCAUCGCCUUCAUCCUGGGGCUGUUCUUCAACCUGGUCACCAUUGGUCCCAUAAUUCAGCAGAUUUGCAGAAAGAACAUUUGGGGGAUCUACCUACUCAGUUUGUCCGUCUCAGAUCUCCUGUAUAUCCUCACCAUGCCUGUGUGGAUAUAUUAUUUCAACAACAACCAUAAAUGGAGCCUUGGCCAAGGACUCUGUAGUCUGGUUGGUUUCGUUUACUACUCUAACAUGUAUAUCAGCAUCUUUCUCCUCUGCUGUAUCUCCAUCGAUCGCUGCCUGGCCAUCACAUUCCCACUGCGAGUCCAAGCCUUCCGCCGCCAGCGCUAUGCCUGGAUCAUUUGCGGGAUGGUCUACAUUUUGGUCAUGGCCUUACACUGUUUGGUGCUGUACCUAGACAAGUUAACGGAUCCACUGGACGACAGUGAGCAAACGUGCUACGAGACCUUCCCCAUGACGGAACGCAUUGCGAUGUUCAACCUGAUACGGGUUGGAAUUGGUUUCCUCUUGCCUCUGGUGAUCAUGUCCGUCUGCUACUGGUUGAUCCCAACUAAGGUGCAGCAAAGCAGAGGGGUGGGCGAUCAAUGCAAACGCAAAGUGAAGCUACUGUCAAUGGGGGUCAUUGGCAUUUUCUCCUUCUGCUUUGCACCGUACCACAUCCUCCUGAUGGUAAGAUCCAUCGCCUACUUUUCUGUGGGAGAAAAACAAAGCUGCAACUUUGAACAAGCGAUGUAUUUACCCUUCACUUGCUCCCUUGCUCUAUCUAGCCUGAACAGCGUGGUGGACCCAGUGCUUUAUGUUUUGGCCAGUAACGGAGUAAGGGAGGACAUGCGUUUGUUCUAUUUGAAAAUCAAGCAGAGAGAGCUGAGAAGAAGCCCUCUUGUUGAUUCUAAAUGGGUUAGGGAAGACAAGGAAAACCAACUUGGGUUAAAACCGACCUUAGGUCUUGUAAAAUAACCCCAAUCAGGAAUUUUGUAAAUCAGUGACCAGCACAAACUUACCCAAAUUGUUUGUGUUGACAGCAUGGGCACAAUCUUGUGAAUGGGUUCAUACCUUGUGUAUCUGUGGAAGGUCUAGCAGACUCCACCAUUGUGAUCCAAACAAAAAUGCUGAAAUGUGCUCAACUUGUCUGGAUUAUUAUUAUUAAUUUAUUUUUUUGAUAAAUAACUAGCACUGUGACUGCAAAUUGCUUGCUUUUCUGGUGGUAAUGGGCAAAUUGCACCAGGUUCUGUGAGUAAGGCACAUCUACUGUAUAAAAAGCCCAAUUUACAAAUGACUUGGACUGACAAUACUGACACUGCAGCACUUUUUUAAUGCCUGAUUAAACUGGUCUGUGGUUGUGAAUAUGAUGCAGUUUUUGUGCCGAAAUACUGUAAAAUUGUUUAGUGAGUUAGCUACUGUAUGUUAGUGUUUAGUCAAGCCCAGUUCAAUUGAGCCCAACCCUUGACAGAGACCAGAAGAGGGUCAAAUUCAUGUCAAGGCCAAGUUUACAUGUUCGUGAGUCUAAGACCAUAUUGUCAUGGUUGUGACCUUUAAAAAUAGAAUUCAAGUCCAAGACCAUAUACUUUUUUAUUUAUUUCUAUUUAUUUUAUUUUUUUGGUAUUGGUCCUCAAGUAUGAGUCCAAGACCAUAUUUUUUAUGGUUGUGUUCAUGGUCCUUGAGUCCAAGUCUAAGAAUGGAUUUUCAUGGUUUUGGUUUUUGUCUUGCUCCUCAAGUCCAAUCCCAAGAUCAUGUUUUCAAGGUUUUGGUCUUGGUCCUUGAGUCCAAGUCUAAGAUCAUGUUUUCAUGGUUUUGGUCUUGGUCUUUGAAUUUAAGUCUGACAUUUUGUCUACACUGGACACAAUUGCACAAUGCGAUGUUAUAAAAGACAACACAACACAACACAACAAAUCAUGCCUCAUUAUAUUUAAGAUGAACUGACACAAAGUUCAAAUUAUUUGUAGUGGUUGCUUUGUCCAGUGUGUCCAGUGUAGUCACAGUGAAAGAACAUAUUUUUUAUAAUAUUGUUCUUUGUCCAAGAUCAUAUUUUCAUGGUUUUGGUUUUGUUCAUUGAGUCCAGGUCUAAGAACACAUUUUCAUGGUUUUGGAUUGUUCCUUUAGUCCAAGUCCAUAACCAUAAUUUUGUGGUUUUGAUCUUGGUUUCCGAGUCUAGUCUUGGUCUUGGGAUGGACUCAGAAGCAUGUGGACUCACUCUUGAUUCAAUCCUUUUCUGGUUUCUCUCUUGAAUCAAACUCCACCCUCUUCUGAUCUCGGUCUUGAAUCUCAAAUCUGGUCUUAACUACAACACUGAUGUGUGCAGACUAUUGUACUUGAAUACCAUUUUGUUUAUUUGUGUUAAAAAAGAGAGGAAUUAUAACUUUGCAGUUUUAUGCGAGAUGUACAUAUCUGUGACUUUAGGAUGUAUCUUUUUACCUGUAUCUCUGUCUUUGAAGGACCCUUGUAUCACUUGAACUUUCUGUGUGAGAGCUGUACCCAGGCUAAGUGUUGUUUUUAUGGGAUAAAGCCUCGAUUGUUUGUCCUUGUUUAAUUCCAAGACAACUCCCUGUAAUUUACCUUUAAACCAGAUUUAGCCGUUAAAGAUUUAAUCUGGAUGUUAAAAACAACUUGUUGCAAUGCAAGCAAUUUCGAUGCAUAGCAUGUUGCUACUCUCAACAUUUUCUUUCUCAUGUAACGUACCAUUAGCGCAAAACAAAUGAUACAUUAUGAAAUAAAAGAAAAAAUACUCUGA